Poeciliopsis prolifica (blackstripe livebearer) is the source of this 1449-nucleotide messenger RNA. It is a transcript of the gene tmem45a, whose product is annotated as transmembrane protein 45a. NCBI's taxonomy places the organism in Eukaryota, Metazoa, Chordata, Actinopteri, Cyprinodontiformes, Poeciliidae. Bases 311 to 1144 code for a protein of 277 amino acids. The transcript has 6 exons. The record is from RefSeq and is a predicted model, not a curated record.
UGUUUUCUGUUUUCUUCUCAAGUGUUACAUUUUAACGUAUAUUUGAGGCAAACUUGAUAGCAUGCAGUGUUUCACGAGUCAUUUUGCUCUGUUUUGUGUGUGUUUUUCUUUUUAACUGUUGGCAUUUUUAACGUUACGCCGUUUAGCUAUGUUUAGUUUUAAAAAUGCUAACUGCUGACGACAGCUCAUUGGGAGCUAUCGCUUUGUAGUUUGGUUACUUAUUUUAUUUAAUGUAUAUAGAGGCAGAAGCUGUUGGAUUGAAGUUAUCCACCAUUUUGAUUUCCAUUGAAACGUCACAGUGCUGUGGAUCAUGGGCAGCUUUCAGGGCCACGUUCUCCCCGGGACCGUAUUCCUGAUAAUAGGGAUGUGGUGGGCGGGAAAGUUCUCCCUCUGGCACACCACCCGCAGGAACAAAAGCUUUGGCUCCACCCGGCUCGCCAGCAGGACCUUACAGCGACGCCUGGAGAUCAUUGAAAACAUUUUUUUUCUCUCCUGCUCUCUUAUUGGUAUGAUCUGCGAGCAGUAUGCUGCAAACGGCCCGAUGCUUCAUUUGCAUGACUUCUCAGGGAAACACUGGGAGCAGUUGCACAUCUGGCAGCACACAACCAUGUACCUGUUCUUCUUCCUGGCCGCAGUUGUGUCUCUGAUUGUCCACACGACCAAGGCAUUGCCGUUGGCCCUGGACAAGCUGAUGCUGGGGAUCGCAUUCUUUGUCGAAGGGUUCCUCUUCCUCUACCACCUCCAUGGACGGACCAUGCUGGACGUCCACUUGCAUCAGCUUCUGCUCUACGGCAUCUUUGGUGAGAGUCUGAUUUUUUUCCUGGAGGUCUUCCACAGAGACAACGUCAUCCUGGACCUGCUGUGCUGCACCCUCACCCUCCUGCAAGGCAGCUGGUUCUGGGAGAUUGGUUUCGUGCUGUACCCUAGUAACGGCACCGUGUGGGACAUGAAAGACCACAACACCAUGAUGUUUAUCACCAUGUGUUUCUCCUGGCACUUCGCCUUUGCCAUUCUAGUCGUCGGUGUGGUGUACGGCACCGUCAACUGCGUGGUUCGCUCCAGACUCAAAAGGACUCCACCGAUGGAAAUGGGACUUCUGAAGCCCCGGGAGCGGGAUGCCGAGUCAGAGGAUGAGAUUUUAUGAGGACUGUUGUGCAACAUUUCCGAAACAAAUCAGGGAUGUGAAGCUUUCAUCUUCAGCAGCAGUACGACUAAGGAUGUACACAGGCACACAAAACAGGGCUAUAAAAAUGCUUUAGAGAUAUAUUGUUUCCUCGGCCUUAUUUAAUCAGCUUUAAAGCCUUUUAGCCUGACUUGUAAUUUAUUUUUGCAAUGACAUGAAGCUGAUUUCUGCCAUAUCUUCAUUACCUGUACAAUAUUUUGUCACCUGUUAUUUGGAUUGUUUUCAUCUAUGUCUGUGCCAACAUGUUAAUAAAACAGUCAUCUUCA